AUGAGGGUUGCUUCAAAUUCAAGUGCUGCUUCAAUUGAUUUCUCUUUUCAAUGCUUUUUUGCAUUGUACGCUCGCUGUGUAUGUUUUGAACCGUUUCAAGUAAGCAUCAAUGAAACUAUCGAGCCCAUUGAUGUGAAAAGUCGAAAUACAAUGGAGACGAAGCAAAGGAAAGAAGAAAAAAAUCUAAUCAUCGUUUCCGACAGCAAUUACUGGUAUUUCCUGAUCCCCAACAUUCCUGCAUGUUUCCAUGAACAUUUUUUUGCUCCAACAUACAACACACAAUUUCACGCUCAAUUUCAAUCAAUUGUUAAUCCAAUUUAUGGCCUCGGAAAUGAAUGCCCAUCAUUCGGCCACAAAAUUCACAUGAAAUCGAUUAGAGAAUUUCAUAGUAGUCGACGUGGCUUGACGUUAAUAAUGCUUUUGAAGUGA
Molecule: messenger RNA, 429 nt
Organism: Clunio marinus
Lineage: Eukaryota; Metazoa; Arthropoda; Insecta; Diptera; Chironomidae
Source: the annotation of a GenBank genome assembly